Messenger RNA from Toxorhynchites rutilus septentrionalis, 973 nucleotides. RefSeq names its product ATP synthase mitochondrial F1 complex assembly factor 2. NCBI's taxonomy places the organism in Eukaryota, Metazoa, Arthropoda, Insecta, Diptera, Culicidae. Gene Ontology annotation, cellular component: mitochondrion. The transcript is spliced from 4 exons. Gene Ontology annotation, biological process: mitochondrial proton-transporting ATP synthase complex assembly. The coding region runs from base 114 to 926 and encodes 270 amino acids. The record is from RefSeq and is a predicted model, not a curated record.
AAACUCUGAAGGGUUUAUUGUGGGUCGAAAUCGCCGACAUGCUUGCGAUCCUUGCGAUGCAUUCAACUUGUUCAAAUUAGUAUUGCUUUAUAUAACUUUCCAGCUUGUUCAAAAUGUUUAAUAUUAGUUCUCGGAUAGUUACCCGUCUAUGUAAUUCAACGUAUCACAUUAGUACCCGAUACUACGCGGCACCUCCGAAACGAUUUUACCGGAAAACCGGCGUUGUUAGCAGCAAUGGAAAAUAUGAAAUCACCCUCGACCAACGGAAGCUGAAAACACCCAAAGGACUACCAUUUUUUGUGGAAAGCGAGCCGCUUGCGCUAGCUAUUGCAACCGAAUGGGAUGCCCAAAAGGAAGUUGUCGACCGAUCGACCAUGCACCUGACAGCACUCAGCAGCACCGUGAUCGAUAAUCCAAACAAUGUUCAGAAAAGCGACAUUGUGAAUUAUCUUGCUAAUUACAUCAGCACCGAUGCCAUAUUAUUCCACUCAAAUGAAGAGAAAGCUCUCAAAGACUUGCAGAAGGUGGAAUGGGAUCCUGUCAUCGAAUGGUUCAAUAAACGGUACGAUGUCAACAUAGAAUCUACUCACGGACUAGAAGUGCCCACUUUCGCACCAGGAACUGCAAUGAACAUCAGCCGAUAUCUGUCCUCGUACAACGAAGCGGCCCUACAUGGGUUCAUGUUCGCUGUAGACACGAUUAAAUCGCUUAUAUUGACAUGUGCUUGCGUUGACCGACACAUUACUCCUGCAAAGGCGGUUUUGCUUGCACGCUUAGAGGAGGAAUAUCAGCUAGGCUAUUGGGAACGCGUGGAAUGGGCCCACGACGUUCAACAGCUCGAUUCCCAGUCGAGAUUAGCAGCCGGCUUGCUGUUUGUGUACUUCAACUCCAGUGAUGUUUUCGUUAAACAGAAAAUUGCUAAUUAAGAUAGGGAAUAAACACAAAACAUUUGGUAGAUAUUAGAAAAAGACUA